Psylliodes chrysocephalus is the source of this 1215-nucleotide messenger RNA. The record is from the annotation of a GenBank genome assembly. Lineage: Eukaryota; Metazoa; Arthropoda; Insecta; Coleoptera; Chrysomelidae.
AUGAGAAAACAUUCUAUUUCAAGUGAUGAGAAAAAAGAAAGACAAGAACAAGGUGCUCCUUUAUUAAAAAAGAAAAAGCCUAUCAACCAAGCAUUGGAUAUUGAUGGAAAUUAUGUAGAAACCGCUGAUAAUAGUGACAACUCAGCGGAUGUUGACUCACAUUCAUUAACUUCAACUGCAUCUAUAUCAACAAUAGUUUCUGCGGAAUCUUUCGACGAUGAACCCAUGCCUUCAACUUCAAGUUAUUCGGGCAAGUCCUCCAUGACUUUGUCACGCCAAUCAACAAUAACUGAAUCAUUCUCAAAUAUAAAAUCAUUCUCAGAUGGAGGUACAAAAGCUGGAAAAAUUACUAAUGCAAUUACAUUCAUGAUAGCAAAAGACAACUUACCAUUGAAUACUACGGAAAAGGAGGGAUUUAAAUAUUUAAUGAAGACUAUUGCUCCGAUGUACCAAAUACCUGGACGCAAAAAGGUGGCCAGUCUAAUUGAAGAAAAAUAUGACUUAUUAUCAGCGGCUGACGAACUCAGGAAAGCACAGCCAGCUGAAAAUAUUUUAAAAUUAAUUCAAUCUGUUCCAAUUAGAUGGAAUUCAAAGUUUUAUAUGCUAGAACGAUUUUUAAAAUUAUACGAAUGUAUAGCACCAAUAUUAUUAAAAAAUCCGAAGUCUCCAGCUAUAAUUGAUGCAUCUGACUUAGAGGUAAUAAAAGAGGUAUUGACAAUUUUAUCACCUAUUGAGGCAGUAUCUAAAGAAAUGUGCGGAGAAAAUUACUUGACAUCUAGUAAAAUAAUUUCUGUAGUUAAUUGUCUAAUAAAACGGAUUGAGACCUUGUCUCCUUCAACUGAAGAAGUACUUGCUCUAAAGCCAUCAACCUCAAAUGAAAUGUAUAAACGCUUUGGAGCUAUAGAACAAAAAUUAGCCAUGAAAUAUGCAGAAGAAAAAGAUGAUGUAAGAAGUGACCUUGACUUUGAAUUUAAAAUGUAUUUAAACACGCCAACAAUACCUCUAGCAUCAGAUCCGUUUGUUUACUGGAACACCUACACUUCAGAUUCAUUAAGAGAACUAGCUAAACAAUAUUUGUCAGUUGUUGGAACAUCAGUACCCUGCGAAAGGCUGUUUUCCAAAGCUGGAAAUAUUAUUACCCCUAGUCGUAACAGAAUUAGUUCAGAAAUGUUAACAAAAUUAUUAUUUUUAUAUUCAUUGAACUAUGAGGACUAG